Molecule: messenger RNA, 2140 nt
Organism: Anopheles aquasalis
Lineage: Eukaryota; Metazoa; Arthropoda; Insecta; Diptera; Culicidae
Gene: peng
Product: Pumilio and CPL domain-containing protein penguin
Biological process (GO): regulation of translation
Cellular component (GO): nucleolus
Molecular function (GO): mRNA binding
Source: RefSeq, a predicted model, not a curated record
AAACGUGCGUUUUGUUGAUAAAUUCAAGUGGAUCUUGGAAAACCACGCUGUUUCUGUUUCUUCCUUAAAUUCCUAAUUUCCUGCUCCUAGCAAAAUGAUUCAAACAAAGAAGCGCUCGAUCUCCGCUUCGGAAAGCCACGGAGAGGGUUCCGGGAGUAAGAAACCGGUUAAAAAGUUCAAGAAGUUGGAGGUCAGCAACAAACCGGCAGGAAAGUUUCAGAAGACAACCGCUGCGGCAAACGGAAAACCGGGCGACAAAUCGGACAAGAAGGUGUUUGUGGCCAACACGCCGGAAUCGAAGAAGGAGUACUGGAAUGGUUUGAAGGCAAAACAGAAGGAGCUCCGCCAGCAGCGGCGCCAGAACAAGUCGAAGGAACUGUACGAGCUGAGCGUUAGCGCCAAGAAGGUCUAUGAAAAGCUGAAGCGCAAAAAUGCAGAAAACAAGGACGAGCUCGUGCAGAAGCUGCACGACAUGCUGGGGAAGGAGAAUGCAUACACCAAGAUCGCCACUUCACACGACACGGCCCGGGUCAUACAGUGUAUGAUCAAGAACGCCUCCGAGGGUGUGUGCGAUCAGAUCGCCGACAGUCUGCUGCCGAAGGUGUUCGAUUUGGCCACUUCCAAGUAUGGCCAUCACUGUGUCACGAGCUUGUUCAAGCAUGGAUCCAAGCAGCUGUGGCAGCGUGUGGUCGACGCGAUCACUAAACACGUCGUCAAGAUGGUAAACCAUGCGUUUUCCGGGGCGAUCGUCGAUGCGACGUACAACGAGUACGCCACCAACGAUCAGCGCAAGUUCAUGCGGCAAGCCUUCUACUCCGAGCUGUACCUUCUCGAGAAAGACCGCACCAUCCAGACGAUGAAGGAUUGCUGGAAGACCAAUGGGUACAUGAAGAAGAGCGUGCUCACGACAGUGAAGGGCCAUCUGGUGCAGGCCGCCAACAAGAAGCUAACGGACAACAGCUUGAUCCAUGCGCUGCUGGCGGAAUUCCUACAGGAAGCGGCUGAUGUCGAGCGGUCAGAGGUUAUCGAGCUCUACCUGCCGCUGUUGGCUUCGAUUUCCAGCACGAAGGACGGUACGGAAGCGGCCAUCUUCUGCUUCGUCAACUCGGUAGUUAAGGAUCGUCGAGCAGCACUUAAAGCCAUGAAACCUUACGUUGAAAAACUGGCCAUCCAUGAGCACGGUCAUCGGCUGAUCAUGUGUGUGCUGAACUGCUACGACGAUACGGUGAUUCUCGGAAAACAGAUUGUUGGACCGAUCUUGGAACAGAUAGAAACGAUCGUCGGGAGUGGCGAUUGGGGAAGGAAAGUGGUCGGUUGGAUCUUUUCACCCGCCGAUAAGCAGCUGCUGCAUCCGACACAGAUCGAUCUGCUCGACAGCUACCUGGAGCACAGCAAAAAGGACAAGGAUGUGCGCCGGAAGGAAGUACUCACGGCGGCAGCGGAGGGUUUCUGCAGACAGGUGGAAAAGAAUGCCAGCUUUUGGUUACGUGGUGGCCAUACUGCACUCCUCACAGCGGUCAUUCUGAAGAGCUUUGAAGGAGAACAGUUGGCACGGCUGCAUCGUGCGCUGGCCGGCGUUGUUUGUGAUCCAGACUGGAAGGUGCACGAAAACGAAAUCAAUCUUGACGGUUCGGCCCUGUUGGCGAAUGUGUCGGACAAAAAACCGAAGAAAACGGAAAAAACAACCGAGCGGAAAGUGAAGAAACUCAAGAAAAGUCCAUUUGAGGAAGAUAAAGUUGCUGCCCGUGAAAAAUUGUUGGCCGCCAAUCCGCUGGUUGGCGGUGUUGAGCAUGCUGGUGUGCAUAUCGCACUUAAGAAGAUGAUUAAAUUGGAUCAAGAAAAACGGCAACUGGCAAGCGCGGAAGGCGAAGAGAUUUCACAGUUUGGUCAAGCCGUGAUCGAAGGACUUCCGGUUGAACAGUUGAAGAGCUGGAUUAACCAGAACCGACCGUGCUUUCUGUUGCUGCUCAUAUUCGAAAACGCCACACCAGAAGUGCAGCGAACGUUGAAGGCGAAGAUCGCAAGCGUAAAGAAGGAACUGAAAAUGCAGAAGCACACCGGAGGGAAACUGUUGGUCGAAAAGUUGAACCUUUAGGAAGGUGGAGGGCGAAUCGGAAUAAAUGAAAUAUUACACAAUUCA